This is a messenger RNA of Passer domesticus (house sparrow), 21738 nucleotides long. It is a transcript of the gene SLX4IP, whose product is annotated as SLX4 interacting protein. Lineage: Eukaryota; Metazoa; Chordata; Aves; Passeriformes; Passeridae. The record is from RefSeq and is a predicted model, not a curated record. The coding region runs from base 486 to 1850 and encodes 454 amino acids. The transcript is spliced from 34 exons.
GCUGAGGGGGUGCUCGGAGGGUCGAGGCUCUGGUGGCAGUGCCGGUCGGUUCCCACCGAGCCUCCCUCAGGCGCCCCUCAGCCGCUUUGUCCCGUUCCUCACCCCCGUCCAGCCUGGCCAGGCAUAAAAAUAUGUGUAUAUCUCUCUGAUUUUUGUUCCUUGCAUACCUGCUACUGCAGCCACCCCGCCUUUUACCUGCGCCCAGCUGUCUGAGGCUUCCUGUGGGCGGGCAGAAGUGCCCCGGCCAAAACAAGUUCAAAUUACUUUGUUCCCUCACGUCCGCUUUCCCGUAGUUCUUCUGCUUUCCUGUAUUCACUUUUCCUGUAUUCACUCCUGUGCCCCCUCUCCCCAGCCGGAGAUGGGCAGUGGGUGAGGCUUGCUGCUGUAUCUCCAGGUGUGUGUCAGGAGUUCUCAGUUCCUCCUCCCUCUGAAUUUCCUCACCACAGGAAGCUGCUUUGCUAAGGGCCAGCUUACACUGACCUAUCAUGGCAUCCAACAAAUUUGUCAUUAAGUGUGGGAACUUUGCUGUCUUGGUGGAUGUUCAUAUUUUGCCUCAAGGCUCCAUUAAAGACACCAGCUGGUUUUCAGAUCAUGAGAAAGAGUGGUUUCUCUUUCAGGAGGUCUGCAAGCUGCUAGAAGAAGUUGUUGCUUCAAGGGUCAGACACUACUUGGAGGCACCUAAACAGCGUGGUCAGUGGAAGCCCAUGGAACAGGGAUCAUCUGGGCCUUUGUUUCUUACCGCCAACAGUUUGCACAUUACUGCCUACUUUAUGAAGAGAUGGGUUAAUCUCCGUUGUGCUCUAGGGAAACAUUAUCGUGAGCUCCGUGUGUUUCCAGAGAAAUUUAUCGUUUGUGUCAGCAAACUUGACUUUGAUCCAAGUGCUUGGACAUGUGACGAUGGUGUAUUGCAGAAAGAAGAACUUUCCAAUGGGACGUCUGAAUAUUUUACUGAAUCUGCUGAGAACAAGAAGCGUAAGAUUAGUCUGAGUGAGCAAAUAAAGCGAGACAUCCUGAGAAAAAUUGUGAAGAGGACAAAACCAAGGAGAAGUAGUGCAAGCAAACCUCAAAUCAGCAAGGACUCCAAGAAAGUGUAUCUUGGCUGGGCAGACUCACAGACAGAGAACAGAGACUGUGAGACUUCUCUCAGUGCUCGGUCUGCUGUGAAACGUAGGAGCCCAGGCCUGCUGAAGGACUGCACAAACACAGCUGAGAGCAGCCUGGGGCUUCCUGUGCUGGAGCAGAGAAACGAUGUUCAUCAGAGAGAGCCAGAAGAGGUUCACAGCCAGCACAAACCUCACUCUCUGGAGUGGUCGGAGGCGAGUCUGCUAAGUGAGAGCCCUCCUUGCAGCUCUGGGACAGCACGGCCGGCUCCUAGACAAAGUCAGAGGGUGACCAGAGCACAGGCUCAGCUCGACAGCCCUGGUUCAGAGGAAGAGUUGGAGCAUUUCACAAAAGUGUCCUCUGAAGGGACUCCUUUAACUUCUAUCAAUACAGAAAUGAGUAAGUGUGAUGAUCAUUGUUUGAGUCCAUUCCUCGAGGAGAAGACACCUCUUAAUUCCAGGUUGUUUUCAAAGCAAGACGUGGCAAAGACUGUGGUUGACAAGAAGUCACUGACUUUGAGAAAAAGUCCCUCCUGGUCUCUUUUUGUGAGCAGCAGUGGAGUGCAGACAAGCCAAAGUGAGCCAAGCACAGCCCCUGAAGAGCUGCCUGCAGUGCCAACAUCAGGUCUAGAACUGCACCCCGUGUCUUCAGAGAAGCUUUCCCAAAAAAGAAAAAAAGAAGUGGAAAAUGGUCUCGGGAAGUUAAAACUGCGAAGGCUUAAGAAGUCAAAAUCUGAAAUACUGCCUUAAUAGCAUGGGUGGUCAGCCAAGGUUGUGCCUAAGCAAAGAGCAGGAAGCAAUUCAAAAUGAUGGAAAACAAUAAAAAUACAAAAUCAAAAUUAGAGAACACAUUAAGAAAAUUUAGUUACCUAAGGAUCUUAGUCAUUUGGCACUGUAAUAAAGCUCUUUGGGUGAUGUUUCUCAGUGCUUUGCAGUCAGGUUGCAAAUCCUUACCCAGCUCCAGGCUCUGCUAAAAGGUCUUUCCCAGUACCAGCAAAACCAAGGCUGCAAAUAACCUGGUUUGGAGGAAGAAGAGCCUGAGUAACCCGGGUGGAGGAGAAGAUGUGGGCUGAGGGAACGGCCAUGCACGGAGCCUUUCAUCAGAGGAUAUCAAAGUGCUGCAGCUGAACCUGCAGGGAGCUGGAAGUGCUUAUUCUGACAGCUGGGGCAGCACUGAGGGAAGAACUGCUUCCAAGGAGGCAGUAAACUAAACAGGCUCCAGUACCUGCCCUGUGUGGUGUGUAAGUGUGAAGAGUAGAAGCAGCACCCAGCCAAAGUAGAGUAGCCACGGUGGAAAUCUUCUAAAGUGAAUUUUCCACCCGCUUGGCUCUUGCACUUCCCGUGAGGACCACAAACAUUGGAAGAGAUGUAGCGAACCCCUUCGGGUGUGCUGUUGGAAGCCACUGCCACGGUGCAGCUGUCAAUUACUGCAGAAAAGCAGAGACCAGCAUGAGAAUUACCCAUGCAACCCGAUUCCUCAAGAGCAACAUUUUCACUUCCAGCCACGGACGUUUAGAAGACACUCAUGCCAUUGAAUCAUUUAGGUUGGAAAAGACCUUUAAGGUCAUCGAGUGAAACCAUAAACAUAUGACUACAAAUAUGUUUGCUGCUUUAAAAUAACAUUGGACUCUGCCAACUGUGCAUAAAAUAAUCACAGCAUCUUAUCUGAUGGCUGCUGGAACACAUCCAUGGCCUGGAAUAAAUGCAUCAGGCUAUGUGCUACCUGUGCUUUCUGUCCACAUUGACAUAACGCUGUCUUUCAAUGGCUGAUACUUACAAAUAUCACUCAUCUUUUCACAUGGAGAGAGGCUUAAGGCAGAGGGCAAAAUUCAGCCUCUUUACAGCAGAGCUACUCCAGUGACUCCCCUGCUGGAGCUGCGUUAGGGCUCCAGCGAGGGCAGGGGCAGGAAGCAUUGCCAGGCACGGCCCUUCACCCGCAGGGCAGCACGAACCUUCACACGGAGUGGUGCGGCAGUGAUCCUUCAGGUGCGAGCAGUUCUUCCCUUCGUAGUCCUCGGGGCAGUUACAGAAAUAGUCCAUGGCAAGAUUGAAGCACUGGGCGCCGUUCUGGCACGGAUUUGGUUCGCAGUAAUCUAUGUCCAGCUCUCUGGAACAGCACUGGAUGAAGAGAAGCCAGUUCUUACCUAGCUGGCACGUUUUGCCAGUCCACUGAGGUGGGCAGAUACACUUAAAUCCAUCAACUAGAUCUUGGCAAGUUCCUCCAUGACCACAGGGAUUUGGAGAACAAUCAUCAAUAUCUGUAAUGCAGAAUAAGGAGAGGCUUAGCUCCACUACCAGACUGGCAAUGGCAGUAACUGACAAGUCUGACAAAUGGUUGCUGCUACUCAGGUUUUCCCUGAGGAACAAAAGAACAACAGGACUUGUAAUUUACAGGUUAUCUUUGAUUUCAGCAAAAGCCUCAUUUAAAGAGAGGAGUAAUGUGAAAAGGGUAUUCAAAACACUGGGGGAAAAGUUUACCCCUGUGGCCUUUUUGCAAGUGGAAGUCCUAUUUGGAUCCAGCAAGUCCCUCAAACCAGCAUUUUUAACAACAUGCCAGAACACUACAAAACUCCAGCCUUGCGCUUCUUUCAAAAAGCUUUGGACUAUUCCUUUCCCAGUAGUUGACAAAACCCUUGGCACAAGCAAAGGGGAAUAGAGUGCACAGGGGUGUAAAAAUGGCUGCCAGGAUGCAAUGCUCAGGCUGGGAAAGGUUAAGUAGUCUGCCCUGUAAGGUUAUGAGGGAUUAGAAAGACUGAUCAAAACCAGCAAACUGGCACGUUUGUAAUAAACACUGAAAAGGACUCACUGUCAGUGCAAGUUGGUCCAGCCCAGCCAGGAGCACACACACAUUCAAAUCCCGUGGACGUCUCGAGGCAGCUUCCCCCGUUGUGACACGGGUCGGAGAGGCAGGCGUGCUCCGCUGCACAGGGACAGAAGGACAUCAUGGCAGAGGCUACAGCAAUGCCACCACAAGCCCCCCCUGCUCCCUCCAAUGCUUCUGCUCUGGACACGCCGUCAGCACUCUCGCUGCACCGUGCUCCUGCAAGAGCCAGGAAUUUGCUGGCUCGCAGACAGCCUCGUUCCAUGCUGAGCUCAUCAGCACACCGACUGGCACCUGCUGGAGCCACAGCCACACAGGGUGGCCACAGUGACCUCUCCAGUGAGCAGAAGGCUGAUGUCCCGAGACACCAAACGUUCAUGACAAAGCAAGAGAAUAGGAAAGGCUGCAUCUUUGUACCUAGCCCUGACUGGGUACACUAUAAAUUUAAGUUUUCCUCCAUCUCAUACAGUGCAUCCACAACCAGCCACCAAAAGCUGGCAAGAAUUAACUGUCAGGCGGCAGCUCAGCAGCUCCAUCCAACACUUACCAAUUUCACAGUUCUGUCCUGAGUAGCCCUCAGGGCAGGAACAUUGGUAUUUGUCAGGGCCAGUGUUGCUGCAGGUACCACCAUUUAGGCAGGGUGGGUGGGUUCCACAGUAGUUCAGAUCUGCAAGAGGGGAGGAGCAUUAAAGCCAGGCUGGAAGUUACAGGAACAUGACCUGCACACCACGAGCUUUGUUGUGCUAUCCCAGAGCCUUUACAGAAUGGUGCCCACAGAGGAGUGGGACAGGACAGGGACGAGCUGAGGACAGAUGCUAAGCAUGCUGGAACAGCAGUGGGAGCAGGGCAGGCAGCUGAGGGCCAGCACGCUUCAGCAGCCCCCUGAGCCCCGGUGCACAGUGUGCCAGCGCUGACAUCCCCGUGUGACACGGCCGUCUGGGAUCAGCAUACCUUUGUCACACAGCUGACCACCCCAGUUGGUUUCACAGAGGCACUGCCAUGGUUCAAUGCAAGUGCCAUGGACACAUCCCGGGUGUGGAAUGCACUUAUCACAGUACUGGCCUUGCCAUCCAUACUGACACCUUCAGUGAAAAAGAAAAAAAAAGGGAAAAAAUCAGAACAAGGAAACAAAUCCAAACCCAUCAUAACUGCUGUGUGUAGAUACAAGUGUGCAACUCCAAAGCUUGAAGAAAGGCUGGGAAGUGGGGGAGAAGGGCAGGAUGAGGGGACGGGAGAAGCUAUUCAAGGAUUGUUUGAUGGUUUCUUGUAAACAAACAUUUUGGUAGUUUUGCCAAGGUCUCUGUAGCCGGCCUCCUGACAAAAGAAUAACUGUUCUGAGAAAACCAGCAUGAGGCCAUUCAGCACAAUAACACUCUUUUGGAGCCUCAUAUAAAUGUGGCAGAGAGGGUGGGUGUGCACUACAAAUCAAUCUCUGGACUUUGACAGGGUGCUUUAUAAAUUGAGGGGGGAAGAAAAAGUCAGUGGAAACAAUAGUUAUCCAGAGAUCCUCAUGAAUACAAGGUUCCAGGCGUUUCAGCCACGCUGGGUUUGCAGGAAGACAAACAAAACCAUAACCAGCAACUCUGAGCCCUUGGCAAGGCAGUAGCAAAACAUGAGGAGUUCGCUGCUCUAUCAGAAGCCACCCUUAUUCUGAAUGGACAGACACACAGAGCCAGCAUGGACUGGGCCACAGUCAGGGAUGGAAGAAAGCAGCACAGAGGGUUUUACACGUGUUCAGAGAUCAGCUGUCAGUGUGCUUCUGAGUUUGAUUUAUGCUAAUAACCUCUUUUCAGGGAACACUAAAUCAUGUCCAGUUCUGAGAAACACUGAUGUCUAGAGAAUCUACUACUAUCUGAAUUCUUUAUUGUCACCAUCAAUGAGCUACCUGAAUUCUCUACUUAAAAGGAAGAUGUUCUUUUAAAGUAAAGCCCCCUUAAGGGAAAGCUUAUUUUGGCUUUCAUUUAGUUCUCACUAGCAAGACAGACCAAGGAUCCUUCAGAUUAAAGUGGAUCUAUAGAUAGGAACAAGCAAAACAAGUUGAAAGUUAAAAGCAAAGGCUUUUUGAGGUACUGUAUUUCAUUAACAGGUCCUGAGAGUAAUUGAUCAGCUGCAAUUAUGCACUAAGCUGUUACUAAAUUAUGAAAACAAACCUCAGCUCUACAGAAGUCAGCUAAGCUUUCUAUUUGUAAAACCCCCCACCAUUCUUCUGCUGGCAAUUUCUUCUCAUGGGAAAAAGCCAGAAGGAUCACUCCAAUGGAUAAUCACACACAGCCAGUGGAUCAAUAUGAACAUUUUUGUAACCUCAGAAGCUCUCAGUUAUAAACAAAAAUGAAAAAGGGUUACAUGCAGCAACUUGGAACCUGCCUGUUGAUAAAGAAAACCCACAUUUAAUAUCCACUACUCCUCCAAGGAUAAGAGACAAGACUUCCCUGUGCUGUAAAUAUGCGCUGCAUAUUUUAAGGCAUUCCAGAUAUUUAAUUGUUGGGUUAUGGAUAAAAUCUGCUUUCCAUUGUCUCCUUGCCAGGACAGAAGGGACUUCAAAGCACAGCAACAAAAUUCGGCAUUCAUCAGAGCCCACUGACAAGGUUUCAUCCCAGCCAUUAACCUCUCAGCACUCGGAGCCAGGCUCACAAUGGGAAAGGAACCCAGAGAUUUAACUAAUCCCACUCUAAAGAAUGCUUGACUUUUGCCUACUGAUGGAAGAAACCAGGGGGUGGGAGGGAAGAAGGGGGAAACACUGAGAGGGAGAAGAAGACUGAAAAGCCACACUGUACUUCAAGCUUGGAAUUGAAGAAAAACCUAUUAAUCAGGCUGCCAGAAAAAACAUAGCCACCAAACAUUUGCACUAUUUAUGCAGAAACAAUUAGUUAGUGCUCAUUAGGCAGCAUUCACGCGAUUUAUCCCAUAGCCCCCUCUCCCUCAGUGCCACCACUUCACAGACCAAAAGCUUCUUAAAAUUAUCAGUGCAUUAAAAGCCUGCUCCCCCCUUAUUCUGGGCAAGUCAGCAUGAAUAAUGUGUCUUGCUCAAAACCACAACUUCCAAAACGCCCUCCCUCCCCAGUCCUGUUGUGUUUAGCAUCACUUGUUUAAUUAGCUGGGGAGGGGUGAGGGGAAAGCAAGGAGAGAUAGGAAGCAUUUACCUGCACUCUCCCGGAAUUGUGCAAGAACCGUGCUUGGGGCUACAUCCCUGACGACAAAUAGCUGUUAAAACAACAAAAAAGAAGAGUAUCAGCACACUGCCCGCUUCCGGCGCCUUCGCACUCGUGGGAACGUUUUAAUCUCUAACCAGCACUGUAAUCCUGCUGAAUCCAAGUUUUAACCAGUAUCUCCUAUCAAGUCUACCGGAAGGAAAACCAAGGUGAUCUGGGCCACUCUCCCUGGCUUUACACCUAAUUCAAAGCAGCUUUUAACUACUCUGGAUUUAGUUCUGGCUGUAUCUCUGAACAGAUAGGAUAUCAAGAUGAGCAACAAUUCAAAUUGCAGUCCAGGUCUUGUGACUCAAACGAUCUGACACUGCCUUACGACCUGCUGCUACCCUGCACUUGACUGCUGAGUGAAAGUUUAUCGUAAAACAGCCAAAAUAUCCUCGCAGACGGAGUUCAAAACCAGCAGUGAGUACAUGGGAGCAUAAUCCAGCGACAGGAGAAUCUGAGGUAGGAAGGCAGUUUGCCAGCGAUGUGUUAGCAGCAUGUGAAGUACUGGCACCUCUGAGUGUUAAGAAUUAAAAUGUACUGAUAUGCUGCUUGUUCUUCCAACAACUACAAAAGAACCUUCUGGGAUUUUACACAAGGCAGAGCUGAAGACUAAUGAAGUCGCUACUAAAGCCAUAAGAUGACACAUGGGCAGUUUUUAAUCCAAGAUACUUUAAAAUGUAUUGCUAAGGACCUUUGAUUUGCAGUUUUCAGUAAAGAACUUCCUGACAGGCUUCUCAAGCCUCAGAUACCCAUUAUGGAUCCACCACUGGGUCCUGCCUGCUUGUCUGCAGUUUAGAAUGAAGUCAAAGCUCUUGCUGCACAGCCACACAAGAGUGCCAAUACUCAGAGGUUGUGAGCAUCUGCCCAUUUUUGGGGGUAUUUGUGACUUAAGACUAUAGCAUUCAUUAUGUGUUUACAGUGUGAAAUUAAGGGCAACAACUUCUUAUUCACCUUCUGGUAUUUCUUGUUCUAUAGUAUUUUUCCAUUUAAAUCAGUUUUUAUUAUUCACUGGCACUAAGCCCCCAACUCCACAACUAUGUGUCAGACUUUCAAAUGCAGGCAGGCCUUUAUUAAUUUAAAUCCCAUUCACAGGUAAUGUGGAUGCCUAAGGACCUUUCCAUACUGGUACAUCCAGAGCAAUAUCACGCUCUGUGCCGUGCAGGUGUAAGGCUCUUAGAUCUCAUCAGCAAGAUUAUUGACUAAUUCUAAGAGGUACUUAAGCAGAUGCAUAUCUGCUCCUCUUGAAUGGGGCUAGUCUGGCAAUUACAGUUCCACUCAUGCGUGCUGGAGAUGGCUCUGCUGCACUUGCCAAGAUUACACUCCAUCCACAGCACAGCUGGAAAGCAAAGGCACUUCCCAAACACCAAGUGUGCGUAAAGACAUCCUGCUCCUUGGGAGUGGAACAACUUUAUCCUCUCCUGUAAGUGGCAGAAGGAGAACGACACUCAAUUUAGUUUUGCGAACCAGCCCCCCCACCUCCACCCCCACAAUCAUUCUUGCUUUUCCAGUCUUUUCCUGUUCCCCCUUGGGAACAUACCACUGACAACUAUUUCAGUCCUUGGCACUAGAAAGGGAGUUGCCUUGAAAAAGUGAUCUUUCCUUCUGCCCCUGCUUUCACUCUUCUCCUAUCUGCCAGCUCAUCAGGAAGCUUGUCCUUGCUGUACAUCUAUGACCUCUCACUCCAGCCAUCAGCUCUCUGGAGACCUUAACCACAGCCUAAACUCAAACAGAAACACCCUUUUAAGUCCACUGGACUUCAUCUUUUUUUGCAGGUGCUCAGAUGAAACCCAGCUGCAGUUUCUCUCUGGCUCAUGGAUAAAAUGUCUUCCAUUGGAUACACAUUUUCAAGCUACCCCCAUCCACCUGAAUUCAAGCGCAGUCUCUCGGGUUUGAGCUCCCUUUCCAUUAUUCCAUUAGCCAGCACCCACAGUUUUCACAAUGAAGCGCUGGCAUGUUCCUUCUUGUACAAGAGCUCCUCCACCCUCGCCUAUUCCCACCUGUCAGUGUGCACUUACACAAGGGUGCUGACCCAGACUCCAGGGGAGGCAUUGCAACAGCCCUGCCAUUCUUAGCCGCACCAGCCACCGUUUCAGUUUUAUAGGAAGCAAUCCCCACACAGCAGAAUGGUUAAGUAAAUAAAAAGCAGCAGUCAGCCAGGCUUGAGACAAAGGGAUCUUCUGAACUCCACUGCCUUCAUCUGACUCAGAACCCCAUGCUUUGAUGGAAAGGUUAGAGGAAGCAUUAACCCAUUAGAAACUGAUGAAGUGGAAGAGAGAGGCUUUCUGUACACCUCGGGCUUCCGCUCCACACUUCACUGUCAGAGACUGUUGGUGUUAUUCACUUCUUGUGGCUACACUUCAAAGCUCUAAAUCCCUCUUUUUAUUCAGUGGGCAACUGUAUCAAAGGUUUUAGACACAAGGAAAUGAGCUAUUUUGACUGCCCACCUUUGCCUUUCAGUGCGCCAAUGCCUGGAAAUUAUAACUAUGCAGCAUCAGGAAGCAAAAACAACAACAGAAAAAGCCCAGACUUCUCUGAGCAGUUUGGGUGGCCAAGGACAGCACAGUUAUUUUUGAAAGUCUUUGUUUCAGACAACUUCCAGCCACGGCUUGGUUUACAUUGUGAAGUCUCUUAUGCCCGCCUGGAAUUCACAUGCAACUGAUACCAGUAAUUUACAAUAGCUCUUUGACAUAGUUUGAGAUGCAAUGUCAGCCCAUUAGCUUUAUGUAUGAAGCAACAGUAGCAAGAUGGCAACCAGACAAGAAGCAGAGUAAGAAAACCAUUUGAGUUGAAUCUUGGCUCCAACAAAGCACAAUUCUCAUCAACUUCAACAGGGCCAGAUUUUAACUGCAAGCCACUCUUGGAAGUGAGACAAGAGAGAAUAUGUGGUAAAGCGAACGUAGGAGGAGAGGAAUGUAGAGGGGAGAAGGAAGCAUCCACUCGAGGAUCUUCUAACAACUGCAUUGAUCAGAGGAUGCUUUCAGAGCUAUUGAAAAGCCACACAAGGCCACUAAACCCACUUUUAUUGUUGAGAGCUCUCACGGGGUCUUUACGAUUCAGUGGCAAAAGAAAAUCCUGGACAUCAAAAAACCCCUCUCUUCUCAUUAUACGAUGACAAUUGUUUAGUUCUAAUUGUUUUCUUAACUAGUUCUUCAAGCCUUACUCUGCAGCUCUGGGAAAGCUGACAGUCAAGCCAUGCAGCACAAAGGAGAAGUUUUGUGCAGUGCAGCGACUGGAGUGACCUACAGAUGGGUAAGUGACAGCAGAGCUGGAGCAGGAAUGCAGAUCAGGAACAUAUGCAAGAGCAUGUCUGUACUUGGUCAAAUGCACUGCUGAGAAAUGAGGCAAUUUUGUCUGAAGACAAUUGUACUUCCAGAACAUGAAAGCAAAGAAAGGGUUCAUUGUGUAGCUUUGGAAAUGAAGUUGUUUCAUGAAAAAAGAUGAGCUCUAAUAAUAGUAAAAGUGGCAGAGACCCAGUCUGAAACAACUCUCAGAUCCUACUAUAAACAAGAAUUUCAUUUUGAAUUCAGGCAUCUUCCAUUUUUAAUAUUUCACUGCUGCUGCAGCAUCUACUUUCUUCUCCUCCAUAUAACACUCUAUAUCCAAGAAAUCCCCCAGCCACUGCUCCAUGACUGUGCUGGGACAGAGUCUGAAAUCACUGCAGGUACUGCAGCAGUGCUGUAUGAGGCUGUUGUGGCUACCCCUAACAUGCCACAUGACUUAGUUCAAGCAACAACUGCUUUUCUGGCAUGAAGAAUUAACAAGACACCCCAUGUACAUGUAAAAAAAUAUAAGGGGCAGAUCUACACAGAGUAGUUCCCAAGCUAUGCACUCCUCACCAAUUAAAACAUAAAAGCACAGCACUGUGCACACUUCUCCAAGGCCUUUCUCUCACAAGGCGUGAAGCCCAUUUCACUCCUGCAUGGCUGCCACCUUGGCACUCCAAAGCAGAGCACAAGAAGCUGCUGUAAGAUUUCUGUAAGAUGGACCCCAGUGCUGCUGCUUCCUUGCUGAAGGAAAGGCCUGUUGGUGUCAACAACAGCUUUAUGAGUUGAGAUUCGCACUCUCUCCUGUGGCUUUUACCACACACACACUGUUAAAGCCCUAGGUUGAAAUAGACCUGAUUUUGUCCACCUCCUUCAGUAACAGCAGGCAAAAAGCAGAGCAGCUCAUGUGCCAAGAGACCCUGUGCAGCUUCCUCUAGCCACGGGAAAAGCUGAGCAGAAUGGUUCUGAAACCAACCAGAGACAUUCCAGGAGAAAGAUCCCCACCCUUGAUUUUCAGCCAGCCCUACCAGGUGGUGUCUGGUAAAUAUUUUUUCAGCCCCUGCAUAUAAACCCCCAGACAUCCAAGUCCCAAGGAAGAGCUUGUAGUAACUCCUCUUUCUCAUCUACAGUCAUUAGAUGGAUACGGAUAUCAAGUCUUAUGCAGAUUUUAAGUUGUUUUCUUUCUUUAAAGCAGUACAUUCAGUUUUGAGAAGUGCUUAGUUUAUAGAGAGGUGUCAGGUGAACAAGACUUGGGCUUCUGAAUAUUGGUCCUAAUUAAAAAGAACAAAACAAGACCAAAAAUGUCAAAGAAAGAAACCUGAAUAAAUCCUUUGGCUUUUACUCUCCCAGAGGAGAAAGAAGGAAUUAACUGCAUCUAUUUUUAGGCAUCACACUGUUGGUGCCUAGGUGAGCAAGCUACUCACCCUCUGCAGGCAAUGUGAGUGAGACAGGCUGCUGCAGGGUCUGGAGAACUGCUCCAAGCUGUCUGGGGGAGAGCUUUUCCCUCUCCUUGUGCUCUAACUCACAGCAAGCCGGUGAGGUUCCCAGAGGCCUUUCAGUGCCCGGGACACAGAGGUGUCAGAACUAAAUACGCAGAGGAAGGAAUACUUACUUGUGGAGUUAUCAUUGUAAUCCCAGGCCUCAACAAGCAAUGUGUAGGAUCUCUGCAAAAGAGAAAUAAAAGUUAGUUUCAAAGCCACACACGACUAAGGGAAAGGAAAAAAACCUGCCAACAAUUGUAAUUAGAAAAAUUCUGGUCUCUACCCCAAAGCAGAUACUUGAACACAGAAAUAGGUAAAAGAUUAUGCUUGAGACAAACAUGAUCUUCUUGAAACCCCGUAAGCUACCUUAUCCAGUCUGACUUAGAAGACCUUUCACCUUGGGUAGCUCAUCUUUGUUAUCAUUAAAGCAUCUUAUGUACUUAACCAGGAAGUACAGCUUUUGACACUGCACUCCAGCCGAAAUAAAGCAUGUGGGACAAUUGCACAUGGAAGACAGAAAGCAGUGGGAUAGCACAGCAGCACCAAAAACCCCCAAACCAAACCCCCCUCUCAAAAACUGCUUCAAAAGAAUUUUAGUUACGGAAAAAUAGUCUCGAUGUCCCUUCCCCCAGCCAUCCUGAAAGCAAGAAGUGUUGCUAAGAUUACUGUGCCCUGCCUUGACAGGGCAAUCUCCAGGGACUUUGCUUUUCAGCACCCCCUUUGAAAGCUUUGUCUGCACGAGGGCCAUCGCAGCUCCCACAAGUAUCAGGUAACGGAGGGAAGGACUGAUGGAUGUGGAAGGGGGUGGGGUGAGAGAGAAGCACUGUAAAACAAAGGCUGAGAUCAGCCUCCUUGGAAGAGCAGGGAAAGGGAAGCCGCGCUCUCCACCCGUGUCCCUUCUACAGAUGCUCCAAGCUGCCAAUGAGCUCUGUAGCACUCCAGCAAUAAUAAUCAUAAGCAUAAACUGACUGAAGUGACUCCACGGGCUGGAAAGAUGCCAGCUAUUACAUCUAAGCCACCUUUAUCUUCAAUCCUAACUUGAGAACAAGACCCAUUAAAACAUCUCCUCCUCCUCCUCCAGCUCUACCCGAGAUAUUAUUAUCCAGGCUGUAUCUUUCAAAGUUGCCAUUUAGCCAGCCACAUCCAAACUUACACAAUGAUUAAAAACCAAAACAAAACACCUCCUCUCCAGAAGGGGGGAAGAAAAAAAAAGCUGAGGAAAAAUAAGCAAAAAAUAUUACUUGAAAAGUAAAAAAAUAUAACUACAGAUAAGGCAACAAAUGUAACAUCUAUCUGGAGAGCAGAACAAUAAUACGGCAAAUAAAAAUUCUGUGAAGAGUGUUGAUGCUUUGCCAUAGCAACUGUGCACUGCAAGGUUUAUUUCUCCUUAAUUGUGUCCAUGUUCAGUCACAGGCUGCUCAUUUCUGGUCUGCAGUGCCUCUGUAACAGAGACCAAAAUACAGUUCCGAGAGUGAGCUGCUACAAGGUGCACAGGGGUAAGGCAGACCUCAGAUUUCUGAAGAGGAGAGGAAACAAAAAAGGAGAAAAAAAAAAAGAAAAAAGAGAACAAGAGUUGGAGCAGACUGCUUUCUCACGACUGGACACAGCAUGAGGCUCUGAAUGAAAACCCAGUUUGUGAUGGACACUGGCUUGCUGUAUAGCCUAAAUAUGUUUCAUAUUCAAAGCAGACCAGGACUCCAUUCUGUUCACUGAUAACUGUGGGAAAAUGCUUCCAAAAGUAAGCAAAGCUGGGCAAGCCAAGACAUGCGCUCAAACUUCUAUGCAGAGGCUCCAUUGGCCUGAACCAUUUUUGGUUAAUAUUUCAUGAAAAGUUAUAUGUUACUUGUUUCUAUUCUAGACCAAGUCUGACAACCUGAAAGAAACUCUGAAAAUCAAAUAAACCAAAAUGCAACUCAGUCAUCUAACACUGCUUAAAACAGAUUUAAAAAAUCCUUGCACAAGUCAGUGGUGAAAAAAAAAGAAAGAACCAAAACAAACAAACAAAACCAGAAUAGAACUCCCGAGCCAUAUUACAGAUGCAGAUUGCACUAUCUUGGGUGCUUCCUCAGUGGUUUAAUUACCAACAUUAAGCAGCACAAGCUCAACAUGUUACUACAAGCUUGACAAAAAAUAUUAUGAUAUAGAGAAUGAAUGAUGGCAACUAGCACUACUUCCAAUAAAGUUAAGGAUGUUUUCCUUUCGGCCUUGCAUAAUUGUUUUGGAAGAUAUUUUGUCUAAACUCAUAGCAACAGUUCCCUGCUGGUUCUCAGGACUAUUUACCAACACACCUAGCCCUUAAGGAAAGGCUGAAUCCUAGCUGUGAGUGCUACUGUUGCUAGAUACUUGUGUGACCACUUUCCACUACCACACAGGAGUUUGGUUAAAAGAGAGGAGAUGCUUCAGCUGAACUGGAUGGAAACAAAAUGCAGAGGCGACAGACCUACCCUGGCAAUUCCAUUGUUUCCAACUGCCCCCUCUCAUUUAGUCUAAAUGUAUUAAAUGAAGAGUCCCUGUCCUGGAAAAGGGUGAUAUAAAGAAUGGCAUUUGAUCCCUUGGCUCUGUCCCUCUCAGCAUGGGGAAAAGACCAAAAAAACCCAAGACUUUGUGUUCAGGAUGGGACACUUUUAAACAAAAGCCACACAGACACCAGAGCCUCACACCAGUAGCAAACCCCCUUCAACAAUCCAACUAUCACAUACCUCUAGCUAAUUCCCUCAGCCCCCCCAGAAAAGCAGUUCUGUACAAGGCUGCACUGUUGAGAUUUUUUAGAAGUGCAUAUCAUCCCCACUCUAUAGAUCAAGGAUUCAGAUAUCUCAGGAAUGACUGCUCACAGUGUGGAGGUUUAAGUUUUCCCAUGCCCAUAGAUGACCUCUGCCCAUCUUUGAAUAAAUAUAUAUAUCUAGACAUAAGAAUUCCACAUCAUGCACCUUAUUCCAUCAAAGUGAUGUCCUAGGCAACAAGGCAGCAGUGAACUUUCCAGAGUCACACCCAAUUAGCCACUGUAAACCUGAGCUUGACCAGAAGGCAGGGAUUCUGGCUUGAGAGGAAAGGCAGCUUGAACGGAACAGCAAGUCCUUAAACUUUGCAGAUCAGUCCAGAGGCUGAAAGGCAGCAUGGCCAAAUUUAAGCAGAACUUCAGUGAGUGAAGCUAGGAGAGGAUGGAAAUGGUUAAGUUCACUCUCCAAGAAACAAAGCAAGCAUCAGUGUGCAAGAGCUGUUUUCCUCAAUGACACGACACUGUGUCUUGAUCCACUGAUAGUACAGCUCAAGAGACUGUGCAGACCCAAAACUCACCAGAAAUUGUCUCUUCUAAGGAUCUCAAAGGGCAAUGCAACCUCCUUUCUGGUUAUUUAAAUGAAUCCUGGCAGCUGCAGGUAAACAGGUGUUUAAAGCUCUCUGCUUGAUUAUCCUCUUCCCUCCCUUCAUCCAGACAUCCACCCAAAGGAGGUGCUUUUGUACUCAGGCUUCUGAAGGCACUCUGCGAGUCAGUGGGCCAGAGCAAGAUUAAAACAUCCGGCUCCUCAGCGAAGUGCUGCCUCCGUUUUCAAAGGGCUCGCAACCCGUCUAACUCCUUUCCCUCCUACCCCUGUGGUUAGAGCAUGCAAGAGCCUUGCUGAGCAUGUGAAACCAUGACUAGACAAAUGCAGUGGGAAGUUUUGCAUUCAGAGCGCUGCGCCUGCUCCUCCUCUGCCAAACAAGGAGAGCAGGUUAAGCCCAGCCGCCUUCUCCUCACGCUCUGCACAGCUGCGAGCACCGCCUGAGAACCGAGCUCACACACACCCUGUCUGCACCAGGGCGGGCGCUGAGGACACGGCACAGCCGGCCACAGGUGCCCAGCUGUGACACGUGCAACAGGGAAACUGAGGCACGUUUCAGCGUGCCCAGGGAGGAGGGCAUCUCUGAGCAGGGUUAAAGCUAGCCACAAACCCACUUCCUCUGACCAUCACCAGGACUGUCACUCCACGAUGACAACACAACUGUGCCACGGUCGGUCAACUUUGACAACUGAAUGUCCUUCAAAGGAGUUAAAGGCAACUGGCUCCUCACCCAGAGGAUAUGCGAACAUACUCCAGAAAAGGAGGAAAGCCACCUAACCCUCUUAACCUUUUGUGAAAUGGAACAUCAUCAGGAAGCUCUUCUUUGGGACAGUCUACGUAAGGACAAGACAACACCCUACAGAGCUGUUACUCCCUCAACCCGGUGAAUAUAAACACAGCCCAAGCCAUGGCAAUCUCUCUCACGCCUCAAAGCCUAUGGCCAAGAGCUCUGCUGAACCCCGAGCAGGCAGCCCAGCCAAGAGCCUCAUCAGAAUAUGCCCACACCAAACACAGCAGCUGCUCCUUUAGGCUUCAUUCUGAGCAGCUCCUUUGUUGCUCUAUGUGCCAGUAAACCCUGCACUGCCACAGAAAGGAGACACGAAAACUAACUGAACCAUAGCAGCAGCGCCAGGAGAGACCUGCCCCCCGUCCUGCCUUGGCAAGGGAAGGCAGCAGCCGAAGUCAAGACCUUCGUGCAGCACCACGGCCACCCUCCUGCCAAAUGAUGAAGGACACAAAAGUACCGCUAUCCAAACUAUGCAUGCGCUUAAGCAUCCAGCAAACCAGGCUGAUCUCUGAUCUGGCAAGCCUGCUGGAAUAAUGAGUAUCCUGUGAAUACAUAAUGUGCUGAAGUUGCCAUUGUGUGAAGUAAGUCCAUGGUUUGUCUGGGAGCCGAGCAAUGCUGAGUCUACUGCUGCUUCCUGUUGCUUGUCCUGUAUUAGCAUUAUUUUUGGAUAGGCCCCAUUAUGUUCUGUAAUCCUCACUGCAGUCAGUAUGGCCACACUAUUGUUCUUGGUUAAUAUUAGCAGUCAAUGCCUCUGUCUGGGUGGCCGGACUACAAUGUAUUCCAAUCGUAAAACUAGCAUGCAUUAACGGGACAAUGUGCUGGGCUCGGGGGGAGACUUGGGGUCUUCCCUCCACCCCCUACCCCCUUCUUUAAAACAAAAAAAAAAAAAAAAGGUAAAAAAAAGUAUACUAGCUUCUUCCCCUUUUCCUCCUCUCUUUUUAAACUAAUGAUUUCAAGUGAUCUCACCUACCAGGGUGCCUCAUACAACAGCAGCAUUUUAAUCUGCACCUUAUCUAGUUACGGAGUUAUUUUCUCACGGAGCCCCACUUGUCAAAGAGCAGCAGAUAGGCCAAAAUGUCAAUGGUUGCUUUCAACCUUCCCCAACAAGCAGAUUACCUGCCCUUAUCAGUCCCCCUACCUGUUUAAAGCAUCCCACUGAUAAUUAAAUGCACCAGUUACAAAAGGGUGGCAAGGUUAAUAGACAGAAUACCUAGUAGCCAGCCAAGCAAAACAGUCAGGUUCACAUGGAGCAAGCCUGAACAAGAAGCCUUUCUACUUAUUUACCUAAGUGCCUAAGAACUGGGUUGAGCUGGUAAAGGACUCUGGAUGUUUGACUAUUUACAAACCACUUUAACCACUUCUAUCCACUUUUUGCAGUUUCUUCUGAACACUACAAGAAUAAUGAGUGUAAUUUACGCUGCAGAAUAGUGACCACAGAACCAUGAGCUCCACAGACUAACAAGGAACAAAUGCAACAGCUUCUAGUUUUGACAUCUUUCCUUGUGUUAAAACACAGGGGUUACCAGUUCAAUUAUUAUAACUGAGUCAAUUAACACAUAAAAUUUCUGUUCAUCUAGAGAAAUUCAAAGGCAAGCUUAGUUUCAGUUUCCAAAACCAAUCGUGUCAUUUGUGUUAUCUACUGAGAUACCUCUCCUUAUCUACAGAGAAGUACUUUUAAGAACUGUAGCUUAAGGCUUUUGCUUCGCAGGGCAUCAGAACUGCGGGAGUGAAGCUGGAACAAACAGCUCAGACCCAGGUUCAGCAGCUUUAGAACCAGCUGACUUCUACUGCAGCCUGCAGCCCACUGGGAAGCGAUGUUUCCUUGACUGAACUGCAACUUUAAGCAUAAAGCAUCGAAUUUUUGCAAUUCAUUUUCAGCCACGCUGACUUCCAGCUGCAUAAACAAGCUGACAGUGCUGGAUGUGUGUAGCCUGAGAAAGUUUAGGAAUAAGCUUCAGUGUCAAGCCCAAUCCAGCUGCCACUGAAGUUAAACUGGAGCAGGCCUUUAUUAUAACAAGAACAAAAAUUCUGGAACAGGCAAGAUGAGGAUUUAUUUUUAGACACAUUAUGUUAAUAUAGUCAAAUGGAUUUACCAUGAAGAUGAAGCUCUGAACUGUCUGGAAGACAAAAAAAACCUCUUUAAACAUAUAAGAAGUCCAAAACCUCUGAAUGGCUGCAUCACUUUUCUCCAGUCCUGGGAAAAAAACAGCCUUGUGAUGCUAAUUAUGCUUUAGAUGUCACUUAAUACUCCCAGCUCUGUUUUGAAUAGUUAUCCUAGGCAAAACAUUACACGUUGAGUGCUAAGAUUUAUUCUUAUAUUAUUAAUCAACAACAAAUGACAGAGCAUGGAUUUGAUUAAUAUGCAUCUUGUUAUUAUAAAAAUUUCUUCUGAUCUGCCCAUGCUCCAAGAUGACUUGUCAUGCAUUGUUCAAGAAAAGCUUGAACAAUAAUCUAGCAUUUGCUUCUAUAAGUUUUCAAGAAGUUAACUGGAGGGAGAGAAGAAACAAAAUCAAAAGCCGAAUUUUAGUGUUACAACUGUAACAUACAGGGCUUAAAAGAGAAAAUAAAGCAGCCCUGGAUAUUCCACAAGUCCCGGCUGACAGCGGAGGCAGGAAUUAAGCCUCGCUGCAAGGAGCGCUCCCGCGUUUGCCAUCUCCAGAGAAGUCAGGGCAGCAGCCCCGCUCCGGCCGGAGGAGCCGUGCAGCACGCCCGUCCGGGCUCCGGCAGACCCGCAAGCGCCGCGGAGAGCGGCGAGGCCGUGCCCGGUUUUCAAGCACAGGGGAAAUGAUUUUCUCUUCAAUUGCUCCUGAUCUCAGCCCUGAGGCUGGACCACUUCAGGUGGGGUGAAGGACAUCCCUUAUUUGUGGCACUGUGGCAGCAGGACAGCUUGGUGAAGACCUGAAAGAAAAGGAGCCUGGCUGUAGAAUUGGACCCUUAAAACCAAUUAACUUCUUUGAAGCACGGUCACCAUGCAGUGAGUGAUGAUCCCAGCCCGUCACUGCUCCUCUUGUCCAGCCACCAGCAGCUCCAUCCCUUUUCCGUGGGGCCUGUGCAGUGCCAGGGCUCGCCCAUCGUUGCUGGGCAGAUGUGGCUGCCUGACCAGAGAGUUUGUCUCCCAGUCUUCACUUGGGACUCCACUCCAUGGGCUUCAAAUUUCUACCUGGGAAGCUGCUGUGGUUGGAGCUGCAAUAGGCUGAUGGAUAAAUCUAUGUCCCAUCCUCUCUGCUUAAUCUGGGAUUCUCAAAGAUUUUCACAUUUCAGAGAAGAUGCUGCACCAACACAAUGCUGUCCACGUCUGGAUAUGCCACAGGGGAAAUGAGCUGAGUGCCCAGUGAACUUUAUUGCUGUAGAGAACCUGGCAGAACUCAUCACACCUUGUAGCUGACACCUUCCUGUGGCAGGUUCAGGUCUUGUCUCUUUGUUUCCUUGAACCUUUCAAGAGUUCCAGCCUGACCUCACUUGUGUUGUACUAUGGAGUGCCUAGAAAAUAUAGAUGCCCUAAGCCCUCACUCAGGUUCCCAGAACGAGGCUACAACAUGUUUGGCUCCAUGACUUAAUUGAGUGUUCCAGGUGAUGAGUCCAGAGAAAAGCACUGUUUGUUAUCCAGCAAACCACAUCAUAGUGGAAGAUUGCUUGGAGGGUGUUUGGUACUUUAAUAUCUGAGAGAAAGUGUCCAAAUGAAACCAUAAAUGGCUCAGCUUUGUCCAGAGGAAAUUCCAGACCUAUUUGUUGAUGGUUCUUGACACUGAGCCCUCCACCUCAGGAAGCAAAGAAACUUUCUUCCCCAGCAAACACUAUAACUGGACCCAAGAAAGCUAUGCAGUCUUCCACAGGAGGGUAGAGAUCCCUUUUUAAAGGGGUUUCUUAGGGUCUCCCCCGUUAUUCUGCAGCAGCCAAGGAAGAUCAAUGUUCAUCAAGUGAUUUGCAGGUGUGCCAGCCACGGUCAGCCAAACCACGGUGCUCUGGGAUUCAAACAGCACUAAGGAGCCAACCUGCAGGGUGUCACAGCAUCUGCAGCUGCCUCAGGUCAUGCUGCUGCUGUUGUGCAUCUGAGUCCCAGUGGUAGAAAUGAAAAGGUUCAGAGAAUCAUGGCACUGAGGAAAGGCCCAAAGCUGCACUCUCCUCCUGACAGCUUCUCUUUACACCACAGUUUUUCCUCUGAGCAUGUUCCAGUGUCUCUGCACUCCCAGUCCACCUGCAGCAGCUGGGGCCAGCCAAAGCAGGCUCUCGUAACCUGGCUUUCCUUGUGGGAGCUUCUCACAGCACAAGCAAGCUCCUUACCAGCAGAUCACAGGUGUUCUCCACAUGAAGUGAGCAGUCUGGGAGAAGAAAUUCUGCAAAUCCACUCUGAACUCAGGAAAGGGAGGUUCUACCAAGCCUUCUGAACUGAGGGAAAAUACAAAAGGCUCCCCUUUGCAAUUGUGCCUGAUCGAGCAUUACCAGGAAAUGCAGAAAUGUGGAGCCAGACUGGUACUGAGCAGUACUAGCUAAGCUUUUUACAGACUGAAGAUCUUUCUGCAAGUGGGUCUCAGCACCAUCAGCUGGUACUGCUUAAAGAGAUACCAUGGCUUUUCUCUGGGAAUGGCAAGUGUGUUCACCAAAAAGCACCACAGAGGAACUGGAGCCUUGGCAGGACCAGGAAGGUGCCCAGGGCAGCUCUGCAAGGAAAGUGAGUGCCUUCACUCCUCUGUCAUCACCAGUCCCUGAGAGCCAUCACCACCCACCAAGAGUUCCUUGAGAUAAGGCUGAGCCAGCUGGGAGAAUAAAGCCUUUGAUAUUCCCUGCCUUGCUGAGUAGUAUAUUCAUUGCUACAUUAGUAGCCCAACUUACUCACAAGGAGGAAAAAGUGAUUUCUCUAUAAGCAGAAAUAGAGAUGAGGAAAUGUUUCACUCCGGAUGCAGUGAGAAGUGUGGUAUUGAAGCAGUUCUGGAACAGGCAGUGUGGACGCAAGAAGAGGUCUUUUCCCAGGCCUGAGCACCUUGCAUUUCUCACAACACAAAUAUGGCAUUGCUGCUUCUGGAACCAGGGCCAGCUCACUGCAGUGCAGCACGCCAGAGGGAGGCAAGUCAAUUUGCCACAACACCUUUUUCAUCUUGCUGCCUCACUCACUGCUGCUGUUACAGAUGGCCAACAUUUGUGUCUUAAACAUUUAUCAUGCAAAAUAGAGACUUUUGCAUGAAAAGUAUUUGGUGCAGCAAAAUAUUUUCCUUAAGUUUUAAUUUUCAUCUUGUUUCAAUCUUCAGGAAACAUUUUGAAAUUUUACAUGUUGUUUUUUCUUUUUGUCACCUUCCUUCUGCCUCACACUGUUUUCUGAACACAGUAGGUGUUUGCCAGUGUUGAAGGGUUCAGUGGGAGGGUCAUUUUCUCCUUUUUGUUCCCACUUAUUUUAAUUUUUUUCCAAUUAUUCAAGGCUUUACCUAUAUUGUUAGUGUAAUGCAUUAAGAGUUUGGCUAGCAUAGGAUCUCAGCUUCCUGUCACACCUCUCAAUGAAAUAAGUACAAGACAAAAGAUUAUAUUAGAAUCAUCUUUUUUUCUCCUUCAUCACAAGUUUGUUAAAUUACUAAAUAGAUGUAAAAAUAGAUAAGUAUUUCUUAAAAUUUUGACAUUGAGGUUUUCAAUGAAGUCAGUGGCAUAUAGAAACUAUUACCUGGAAAGAAAUAGGUGUAAAAAAUUUUACAAGUAUUUUGGGUAAAGGAAUGCAAUUUGUCUCAUUUUGAAUUCUGAAAUAUAAACAACUUUAUAACUGAAAAUUAAAUUAUUAUUUAGAAAACUCCA